Messenger RNA from Lathyrus sativus (Indian pea), 288 nucleotides. The record is from the annotation of a GenBank genome assembly. NCBI's taxonomy places the organism in Eukaryota, Viridiplantae, Streptophyta, Magnoliopsida, Fabales, Fabaceae.
AUGACUAAUGAUGUUUUACUUGCUGUUAUUGAUGGUUGUCAUCAACUGGAAUCUCUUGACAUCCGUCAGUGUUUCAAUAUUAAUUUUAUAGGAAGUUUGGCAAAGAGAUGUAAAGAAAAUAUCAAGUAUUUAUGGCUCCCAAAUGAUGCAACUGAUGACUAUCCAUUUGAAACUAAGUUUCAUGAUGGAGCAUACGAAGAUUAUGCAUUUGGAAUCUCUUAUGAUUUUUCAGGUUGGAGUGAAUGUCAUGAAUUUCUUUAUGAUGCUAACUAUUAUGACUUACAGUGA